GGCCUAGAAGGAAAGUAAAAGAGAAAACAGGGAGAAGAAAGAAAAAGAGCUCUAUAUUCUCGCAUCUAUGGAGUUUCCUUUAGGAAGAUCUGAUCAUGAAAGCAGAGUCAACGGACAGAAGAGGAGUGAAUCUGGUGGCGGUGGCGAUGAAGAUCAUCAUCGGAAAGAAGAGAUUGAUAUUGAGGUGCCACCGGCUGAUACUUCUUCUGGACCAAUUGUAUCUUCAACUAAAAAGGAAGAGGUGGAAGAGCUAGAAUGUGCAAAAACGGAAAUGGGUGUAGUGAGAGAAGAAAAUCAAAGGCUGAAGCGAAGUUUGGAUCGAGUUCUGAAGGAUUACAGAACACUUGAAAUGCAAUUCAAAGAUAUGGUUCAAAAAGGAAGAACCAAACAAUCCAUUACUUCUGAUCAUCACAAAGGCUCACCAUCAUCGGAUCACAGUGGUCGAGACAUUAUUAUAACUGAGGAAGAAUCUGAUGAGCUAGUUUCUCUGAGCCUUGGAAGAGAUAUUCCCAGUAAUAAUAAUCCAAUUAGAAAGCCGCAUGAUCAGAAAAGCAAAGCUUCGAAAGCAUUAUUAUUGAAGGAUGAAGAAGAAGAGGACUUGGCUCUUGGAUUGGACUGCAAAUUUGAGACAUCAAAGUCAGGAAGCUUAAGUACUCAUGAAGCUAAUAAUAAUAAUAAUUCGCCAAAUACUAUUAAUCCAAGCCCUACCAAUAGUUCUGAAGAGACACCCAAUAAGGAAGAAGAAGAGAGUUGGCAACCAAGCAAAGCACUCAAAACAACCAGAGAUACUGCUUGUUCAGCAGAAGACGAAGUUUCCCAGCACAAUCCUGCAAAGAAAGCUAGGGUUUGUGUCAGAGCAAGAUGCGACACUCCAACUAUGAACGAUGGAUGUCAGUGGAGAAAAUACGGACAAAAAAUCUCCAAGGGAAAUCCUUGUCCUAGGGCAUACUAUCGUUGUACAGUUGCCCCAUCGUGCCCAGUAAAAAAACAGGUACAAAGAUGUGCUGAGGAUAUGUCGGUUUUAGCUACAACUUAUGAGGGAAUCCAUAACCACCCUCUUCCUCUCUCAGCCACCGCCAUGGCUUCCACUACUUCUGCGGCAGCUUCCAUGCUUUUGUCUGGUUCAUCGUCUUCUUCCGCCGCCGCCACAACCGCCACUUCAGCUGAUCUCUAUGGCCUGAAUUUCUCCUUACCAGAUGGUUCCACCAGCAGAUCAAAACCAUUAUAUCUCUCUAAUCCUUCACUCUCAUCAUUUGCGCCUUCUCACCCAACAAUCACUCUCGACCUCACCACAAACUCAGCUGCCUCCAGAUUCAUGACCUCAUCAUCAUCAAGCUACAACCUAGCUCCAAGAUCAUCAUCAUCAUUACCAUAUCCUUCUUCCACAAGUCUCAACUUUAGUACCCCAAACAAUAAUAGCUUUCUCAGCUAUAACAGUAAUAACAGGAACAUUUUCAGUUCCGUGAACCUUGGAAGGUCGACAAUGGAUAAUGUCUAUAGGCUGCCUUACGUACAAAAGAACAGUGUUAGCAAUAACCCAACUCAUCCUCCUCCCCAACCUACUGCUCUACCGGAUGGUAUCGCCGCCGCGACCAAGGCCAUCGCGGCGGACCCAAAGUUUCAGUCGGCUUUGGCGGUGGCACUUAGCUCAAUUAUUGGCACAGGAAGUGGCAGUGGAAGCAGCCAAGGCAAUCGUGGCGGUGCCGGAGAAAACUUGACUCAUCAGAAAAUGAAAUGGGGAGGGCUGUUUCCAGCAUUAUAAGUAUCGCAAUUUCGAUUCAGUAGUGCUAUAUUGUGAUCAAUGCAAGCAAUUAAUUGUUUAGACCAUUUUUCAAUUAUUUUUAAUCUUUGUAUAUUAUUUAGUGUCAUAGUAUAUUGAUGCCAUGUCAUGUAUCCUUCAGUCCUUAAU
Messenger RNA from Neltuma alba, 1909 nucleotides. Its product is annotated as probable WRKY transcription factor 61. The record is from RefSeq and is a predicted model, not a curated record. Gene Ontology annotation, molecular function: DNA-binding transcription factor activity; sequence-specific DNA binding. Bases 68 to 1762 code for a protein of 564 amino acids. Gene Ontology annotation, biological process: regulation of DNA-templated transcription. NCBI's taxonomy places the organism in Eukaryota, Viridiplantae, Streptophyta, Magnoliopsida, Fabales, Fabaceae. The transcript has 5 exons.